AUGUUAUUUCGUUCUCUAAAUGCACUUAGAAUUUACUCAAAAUCAUUUAUUUCAACUACUCCAAGAAUUUUUUCCCAAUCUGAUUUACCAGAACUUCAAAAAACUUUAGAGGCAGAUGAUGAUUGUAUCAUUCUAGAUAAAAACCCAUAUGCUAAAGAAAAAAAAAAGUGUAUAUUGUGUGAACAUAAUAUUGAAUUAGAUUACAAAAAUGCUAGACUUCUCCAACAAUUUGUAUCAAGUUUUUCUGGGCGUGUUUAUGAUAAACAUGUUACAGGAUUAUGUGAUCAUCAACAUAAAAGACUUAUUGAAAUGAUAACAAUUAGUAGAAGAGCUGGUUAUAUGCCUAUUUUUGUCAAAGAUCCAAGAUACCUUAAAGAUCCAAAACUUUUUAAUGCAUUCAAACCAAUAAGAAGUCACUCAUAUGCUUAA
This is a messenger RNA of Strongyloides ratti, 429 nucleotides long. Its product is annotated as 28S ribosomal protein S18c, mitochondrial. NCBI's taxonomy places the organism in Eukaryota, Metazoa, Nematoda, Chromadorea, Rhabditida, Strongyloididae. The record is from RefSeq and is a predicted model, not a curated record. The transcript has a single exon. Gene Ontology annotation, biological process: mitochondrial translation. Gene Ontology annotation, molecular function: small ribosomal subunit rRNA binding; structural constituent of ribosome. Gene Ontology annotation, cellular component: ribosome; mitochondrial small ribosomal subunit. Bases 1 to 429 code for a protein of 142 amino acids.